Alternaria conjuncta is the source of this 651-nucleotide messenger RNA. RefSeq lists its product as uncharacterized. The record is from RefSeq and is a predicted model, not a curated record. The transcript has 2 exons. Bases 1 to 651 code for a protein of 216 amino acids. Lineage: Eukaryota; Fungi; Ascomycota; Dothideomycetes; Pleosporales; Pleosporaceae.
AUGACUACCGCCGCCUGGGACCGCGAAAAGGCUCUUGCAGAGCAUGACGAACUGCUCAAGCGCGCGGCUACCACCGAAGAAGGUGACAUGAUCGCCACUAAGAACCACCUCAACUCGCCCAUUCUUCGUCUACCUGGCGAGAUCCGCAACCAAAUCUACAGAUACGUCUGCGAAACAACCACAAUCAGAUACGGCGAGAAUUACGAGAAGCGUCCCGAAGGUACUGGAACUGCCUGUCGCUUCACCCAAACAUUCCUUCUCACCUGCAAACAAUGGCACUCCGAGGCGAUUACACUCAUGUAUGGUCUCGCAACGUUCGAGGUGUCCAGUACCGAGGCAUGGCUUUCCCGUCAAAGCUUCAACCCCAAGUAUUGCAGCCUCAUUACGUCGCUCUCCGUUGACUCUGUAGUCAUAUCAACAGCGUUGAGGACGACCCAGGGAUACACCUAUGAAGAGGACGAAGAGUAUGAAGACUUGUUUCCAAAGUAUAUGCCUGGGAGAUAUUUUGCUGCCGUGGAAAGGGUACAUAUACACAGUCCUGGUUGGAAGGAAGACUAUAUAUUUGAUGUGCUGAGAAAGUGGUUCGAAAAGGAGGACCUACAGGUCACUGGCAAUGGUGCUUGCGCUAUAUACCUCCGAGGACGUCGUUGA